This is a messenger RNA of Hemibagrus wyckioides, 890 nucleotides long. RefSeq names its product COMM domain containing 7 (gene commd7). The transcript has 9 exons. Gene Ontology annotation, biological process: tumor necrosis factor-mediated signaling pathway; negative regulation of DNA-templated transcription. NCBI's taxonomy places the organism in Eukaryota, Metazoa, Chordata, Actinopteri, Siluriformes, Bagridae. Gene Ontology annotation, molecular function: NF-kappaB binding. The coding region runs from base 82 to 684 and encodes 200 amino acids. The record is from RefSeq and is a predicted model, not a curated record.
ACACGAGCUUCUCAUUCCGGGCGGAAACGCUGAGGCAGAUGUGAAGGCUCCUGGAUCAGGAAACUCCUGGCGAGAUAAACAAUGCUGCAGUUGCAUUUUACUAAAGAAACACUGGCCGACAAUGUCAGCAGUGAUUUUCAAACCUUGAAUAAAUUCAGUGAGCAGCAAUAUCAGAGCUUGACUGAUUUAUUGUACCAGUUUCUGUUGGAGCCUAAAGAGUCGGAGCGCUUUCUCGCCCAGCUGAGCGAAUUUGCCGGAGAGAAUGGCAUGGGCGCAGGUCCACUUCGCAGCCUAAUGAAGAGCAUUCUGCUGCUUCCGCAUGGUGCAAUGAAGAAGAACCUGACAGCUGAGCAGGUGAAAGAAGACCUUCUCUCACUAGGUUUGACCGAAGACAAGGCCAGUCACUUCUCUGAUCAGUGGAGGAUUCACUACCCAGUGUUGUCCAGACUGGCAGUUGCACAGACACUGAUGGUCAACCAGCUGGUGGAUAUGGAAUGGAAAUUUGGUGUUACUGUAGGAACGAGUGAACUACAGAAGGCUGGAAACAUCUUCCUGCAGCUUAAGCUGGUGCUCAGGAAGGGCAACACAACAGAAAAUGUGUAUAUGGAACUGACUCUACCCCAGUUCUAUAACUUUCUUCAUGAGAUGGAAAGAGCCAAAGCCAAUAUGGACUGCUUCAGCUGAGGACCAGAUGUUUCUCCUCUCUUGACCAAUACAGUGUUGGUGAAUCACAGAAGCUACUGAAUGUGUGUAUGAGCAUGAAUGAAUGUGUGUUAAAUGUAUGACUCUAAUGUAUCCUGGUGCACUUUGAUCUGUUUGAUUCACUAGUUUGUUUGUCUUUUAUAUCAUGAAAUCUGCUUACUUAUAAUAAUAAAACAAGUUGUUCAGUA